Camellia sinensis is the source of this 1223-nucleotide messenger RNA. Lineage: Eukaryota; Viridiplantae; Streptophyta; Magnoliopsida; Ericales; Theaceae. The record is from RefSeq and is a predicted model, not a curated record.
UUUUCUCCUAACAUCAUAGAAUUACCGUAUAAUUUUUCUCUCUAUCUUUCGUUGUCGAUGGAUCUUCAUCUUAAGAUUUGGUUUAUAGUGUCGCUAAUACCAUUAGUUGCAAACUUGCAACAUUCAGUUCAUGCUACACCAGAGGUGCCUUGUUUAUUUAUCUUUGGAGAUUCAUUGGCCGAUAAUGGCAAUAAUAAUUACCUUUCAACUAUAGCAAAAGCCAAUUACCAGCCAUAUGGUAUUGAUUUCUCUGAUGGACCUACUGGAAGAUUUUGCAACGGUCGAACUAUGUCAGACAUCAUUGGUCAACGUUUAGGUUUUGAUCAUUUUAUUCCACCGUUUGCAACCGCUAGAGGCAGAGACAUUCUCAUGGGUGUAAAUUAUGCUUCAGGUGGUGGUGGUAUUCGCGAUGAGACCGGAAUGCAAUUGGGUGCUCGAAUCAGUAUGAAUCAACAACUACUUCAUCAUCGAAUCACAAUAUCAAGAAUUGCCCUCUUACUAGGAAGUCGACGAGCAGCUACAAAUUACCUAAGCAAGUGCAUAUAUUUAGUUGGAAUGGGGAGUAAUGAUUACAUUAACAACUACUUAUUGCCACAGUAUUACCCCACGAGUAGCCUAUAUACUCCAGAUCAGUAUGCAACAAUCCUAAUUCGUCAAUACUCUCAACAAUUAAGGACAUUGCAUAAAGUUGGAGGAUAUAAGAUAGUCACCAUGGGACUUGGUCUAAUAGGUUGUACUCCAGCUGAAAUAGCUAUAUAUGGCACAAAUGGAUCCACAUGUGUAGACACGAUUAACAAUGAUGUCCAACUUUUUAAUGUCAAGCUUAAGUCACUUGUUGAUGAUCUCAAUAAUGAUAUGACUGAUGCGAAAUUCACCUAUGUAAAUGUUUCCGGAAUUACAUCAGGGGGAACAUUUACUGCUGGUCUUACGGUUACCAAUGUUCCAUGCUGCAUUGUAUCAUCAAGCACAGGACUAUGUGUUCCCAAUCGGGUUCCAUGCAGCAAUAGAAGCACGUACGCAUUCUAUGAUGCAUUUCAUUCAACAGAGUCUGUAAAUGAGUUUGUGGCUGCAAGAGCAUACAAUGCCCAAACUACAUUUGAUGCUUAUCCAAUUGAUAUUCAUGGCCUGGCAGGACUCUAAGAAUUUUCCUAAGCUAAUCUUAUGUCGCCAUGAUCUCAAAUAAAAUACGCUUUUUAAUAUGCUUUUUUUUUUUUUUUUUUUUA